CUUAGGAGAACUUCGAAUCCUUCUUGCCCGAGGGAAAGGUUCUGAUUCUUGUUUCCUGAGCAGCAUCCGAGCAACAGAAUGCUCCUUCUCCGGAGAGCGUUGAUUUUUCGCUCGGAUCCGACCACUGCCAGUGUUGAGGUUGAAAAGCCUCAUCAUCCUCCUAAAACUCAAAUCCGCGUAAGAACAAAUGCAGCCGUUAAAUUUAUGAGUAAUAGCAUUAACACAGAGAGUAACCGAGAGAGAAAGCUCUCCCUCUCAUUGAAAUCCGCGAGCAGCUGCAGCUCUGGCAACACAGAAUUCUCAUCGGCCUCCCCUCCUGAUGUCAUCAUUGUGGGUGCAGGUGUGGCUGGUUCAGCUCUGGCUCAUACUCUUGGCAAGGAUGGAAGACACGUGCAUGUUAUUGAGAGAGACUUCACAGAGCCUGAUAGAAUCAUAGGUGAACUUCUCCAGCCAGGUGGUUACCUGAAGCUAAUUGAAUUGGGGUUAGAAGAUUGUGUGGAGCAGAUUGAUGCUCAAAGAGUGCUAGGAUAUGCUCUUUUCAAGGAUGGAAAAAAUACCAUGCUAUCUUAUCCCCUGAAAAAGUUUCAUGCUGAUGUGGCUGGGAGGAGCUUUCACAAUGGCCGUUUUAUACAGAAGAUGAGAGAAAAAGCUGCGGAACUGCCCAAUGUACGAAUGGAACAGGGCAAUGUAACAUCCCUCCUUGAGGAGAAUGGAACCGUUAAAGGAGUCCAGUACAGAACCAAGGAUGGCCAAGAACAUAAAGCUUAUGCUCCUUUAACAAUAGUGUGUGAUGGCUGUUUCUCGAAUUUGCGUCGGUCUCUUUGCCAGCCCAAGAUAGAAGUGCCCUCUUCCUUUGUGGGUUUAAUCCUGGAAAAUUGUCAACUUCCCUUUGCAAAUCAUGGGCAUGUGAUUUUAGCAGAUCCUUCCCCCAUCUUAUUUUAUCCAAUCAGCAGCACUGAAAUUCGUUGCUUAGUUGAUUUACCUGGCCAAAAGCUUCCUUCCAUCAGAAAUGGUGAAAUGGCCAAUUAUUUGAAGAAUAUAGUGGCUCCGCAGAUUCCACCUGAGCUUUACAGUGCUUUCAUAUCUGCUAUCAAUAAGGGAGAUAUCAGAACCAUGCCUAAUAGAAGCAUGCCGGCUUAUCCUCUCCCUACUCCUGGGGCUCUUUUAAUGGGUGACGCUCUCAACAUGCGGCAUCCGUUGACUGGUGGAGGAGUGACAGUGGCACUGUCUGAUAUUGUUACGCUUCGUGACCUUCUCAGGCUAUUACAUAACCUAAAUGACGCAGCUUUACUGUGCAAAUAUCUUGAAUCCUUUUACAUCUUGCGCAAGCCAAUGGCAUCCACUAUUAAUACGUUGGCAGGGGCCCUGUACAAGGUGUUUUCUGCUUCACCUGAUCAAUCGAGAAAGCAACUGCGCCAAGCAUGUUUUGACUACUUGAGCCUCGGGGGCACCUUCUCGGACGGACCAAUGGCCUUACUCUCCGGUCUGAACCCUCGUCCACUGAGUUUAGUUCUCCAUUUCUUUGCCGUUGCAGUCUAUGGAGUUGGCCGUUUGCUUUUCCCAAUUCCUUCAUUCAAACGCAUCGGGAUUGCAGCCAGAGUAAUUUGGUGUGCAUCAGGCAUAAUAUUUCCCAUCAUCAAGGCUGAAGGAGUGAGGCAAAUGUUUUUUGCUGCAACCUUACCAGCUUAUUAUAGAGCUCCUCUUAACAGGUGAUACAUUGUUGAGGUGUGGGGGAGAGAUCUUGCGACAGUCAAAAUGGUUUUGAUUUGGUUGGGGGAUUGGGAUUCGUCUCCUCCAAAAUGGAAACGUAUAUUCUCCGGUGGCCCAUUUAGAUUUUCAAGGCGAAAAGAAUCACUGCCGUUCUUGUCCCGCUUGUCAAAAAUCCUCUGCAAGUCAUUGCGGGUGAGGGUCUGGGGAAGACAUAAUUUAUAAUCUCUGCAACAAAAGGC
Neltuma alba is the source of this 1949-nucleotide messenger RNA. RefSeq names its product squalene epoxidase 3-like. Gene Ontology annotation, biological process: sterol biosynthetic process. Gene Ontology annotation, molecular function: squalene monooxygenase activity; flavin adenine dinucleotide binding. Gene Ontology annotation, cellular component: endoplasmic reticulum; membrane. The record is from RefSeq and is a predicted model, not a curated record. Lineage: Eukaryota; Viridiplantae; Streptophyta; Magnoliopsida; Fabales; Fabaceae. The transcript is spliced from 8 exons. The coding region runs from base 79 to 1713 and encodes 544 amino acids.